CGUUUACAAGACGUAUACAUAUCUAAAAGCCUCUUUUCCCAAAUCAUUACAUUUUGGGUUCAACUUCUAUUACAAGCUGAUUAGUUUGCUUAAAAUGACGACUUUGCAUUAUAUAAGAAUCAUACUAGGCCAAGUACAAUUUCUCAUGGACGAUUAGAAUAUAAUUACCCAUAAUAAAUACUGGGUUAUCUUUUACUAAUAGACUACACAUUGUGUCGUUCAAUCGACAAAAAACACUGUAAUUCAAAAGCCCUAUCUAGUAUCAAUUCAAUAUAAAAAGAAGUAAUUCUAUCAUGAGUAUUUUUACCGUAUAAUAAAGAUUGGGAAAGACACAACGAAACGUUAAUUCAAAUUUUUUAUUGUUUUAUUCAAGGUAACAGUUAUGCUGAAUAUAAGGGCGAACUUAUAAAAGAUAUCUUUUAUCUUCAAAAUAAUGUGUUCUGUAUUCAAUACUAUUUAUUCUCAAAAAUAUAUAAUUCACACUGGAAAAUUAUUGUAAAACUAAAUUGUAGCCGGACAUUUGUGCUUCAAUACUUAUCAAGACAUAUCAAUUCAAAAUACAAGAAAAAUUAUCCCAGUUGUACGGGGUUUGUCUUGUUUUGUCAGUUGUAUAAUAGUGUUUAACUAUACAACCAUAUUAAAGUUGAACAAUUGUAGUUGGCACGGUAGAAGCAAAUUUUGGAGAAAGAACACAGCAAGUUAUUUUUUUUCUUUUUAAUCUAAUCGAUCGGUGUUAUUGCAUUCAGCGUUUUUUGUAUAAACCUUAUCAACUGAUCUUGAGGCGUAAAGUGUUGUUUUGUUUUCAUGGAUUGGGAAUACAAAUUCCAUCUAACUAUAGCAAAUGCAUAGUGGUAAAAUUACCUAAAAAAACGAUCAAUUUUGGCCGUUUAUUUGAAUGAUGUAAACGAAAUAUCUUAUCAUAUAAGGUAAUCGAAGGACUUUCGAUUUUGACCGUUUAUCUGAAUGUUGUAAACGAAAUAUCUUAUCGUAUAAGGUAAUCGAAGGCACGUUAUCAAGAUAAUGGUACCUAUUCUAUUGCUGUCAAUUCUGGUGUAUGUUUGUGGAGAUAAAACACCUAUCGUGGUCACAACAUGGUCGUACCCGAAUGCCACUAGAGCAGCAUGGAUAGAACUAAUGCAAAAUCACGGCACUGCUGUAGAUGCAGUUGUAACCGGAUGCAGCGCAUGUGAGACUUCACAGUGUCGUGGAGCGGUUGGCUUUGGUUCAAAACCAGAUGAAGCUGGAAAUACUACGUUGGACGCCAUGAUUAUGGAUGGGAAAACAAUGGAUGUUGGUGCUGUAGGAUGUUUGACUAAUACCAAGUCUGCCAUUGCUGUUGCAAAAGCUGUUAUGAAAUAUACCAAACAUACAUUAUUAGUAGGAGAAAGAGCUUCCUUGUUUGCUGCUGAAAUGGGAUUAGGUUGGGAUAACAGUUUGUCGUCAACAAAGUCAGAAUCUCAGUAUAGUGAAUGGAAACAAAAGAACUGUCAACCCAAUUUUUGGGAGAAUGUCUCUCCAGACCCUUCCUCUGGCUGUGGUCCCUAUAUCCCAGCCAAUAUUACUACUUCAUCACUAAUGGAUAGCAUUGAUAGUGAUAACCACGAUACCAUUGCAAUGCUAGCUAUUGAUAAAAAAGGCGAUAUCAGUUCUGGAACAUCUACAAAUGGACUUAACCACAAAAUUCCUGGACGAGUAGGUGAUUCUCCUAUAGUUGGAGCAGGUUCAUAUGCUAUGAAUGGUGUUGGUGCUGCUGCUUCUACUGGUAAUGGAGAUAUCAUGAUGCGAUUUUUACCAGCGUUUCAUGCCGUUAUGAUGAUGCAAGUAGGCAUGGAUCCAUUAAAUGCACUUACAACAGCAAUGAGACCAAUAACUCAAUUUUAUCCAAUGUUUCGUGGUGCAAUGAUUGCUGUUAACCAGAAUGGAGAUUAUGCGGCAGUCUGUCAUGGUAUGGAAUCCUUUGACUUUUGUGUGGCCAAUCCUGCCAACCUGAAUGUACAAGUGUUGACCGCAAAAUGUGUAUGACUGCCAUGACUAAAAAGACUAACUGAUAUUUUAUUUUUAAACGAAAAUGUGGUUAAAACUGUUUCGACCGCUAGAAAGUUCAUUCGAUAUAGUAAUCACAAUCAAUUUUUCACAUAUGUGCAUUUGGAUUUUAAGUAAAAAUGAAGAUUAACAAAAUAUGAGCAGAAAAAAAUGUCUGAUAAGUUGACAAUAAGCACCCUUUCUUCCGUAGCCAACCUCAUAGAUAAUAAUGUUUGUACAAAAAAAACUUAUAUCUCUAUCCCCAUCGCCCAUCUUCAUACUGGAUACAUAAACCUUAACAAAAAAAUCCUUAUACAGAACGAUAAAUACACGGGUCGUCAUGAUGUUCGAUAAAACAUCUUUCUAAAAUUCUUACAACCAUUAUUUCCCCAUUAAAACAUUGUAAUGAGGUAUAUUCAACCAGCGGUGUCAAUCAGAUGUUGAAACUUAAAAAUUA
This is a messenger RNA of Mytilus californianus (California mussel), 2479 nucleotides long. Its product is annotated as N(4)-(Beta-N-acetylglucosaminyl)-L-asparaginase-like. NCBI's taxonomy places the organism in Eukaryota, Metazoa, Mollusca, Bivalvia, Mytilida, Mytilidae. The transcript is spliced from 8 exons. Bases 1021 to 2022 code for a protein of 333 amino acids. Gene Ontology annotation, biological process: protein deglycosylation. Gene Ontology annotation, molecular function: N4-(beta-N-acetylglucosaminyl)-L-asparaginase activity. The record is from RefSeq and is a predicted model, not a curated record.